CCUCUCUUCUCUCUCUCGCGUCACGCAUUCCCCGCCGCGCGCACCACCACCAGCCGCAGCGGCCAGACGCGGACGGCGCGGCGGCAGGCAGGGCAGGAGGUGUCACUUCACUUGCCUUCGAAUUCGGUCGUCUCCACCCACGGCAUCGAUUGCCCACGCGCACGCGCCGCCCGCUUUGCCGUAUUCCACCGCAAGCAACCUAUAUAGGGGUGGUAGUGUUUUUGCUGCUCUGUUGCGGUUGCAGUGAGGGAGGAGGGAUGGAUCUGAAGGAUGGCGGGGGGUCGGAGAGGAGGGGAGCGGCGGCGGCGGGUGCGGGGGCGGUGCCGCUGUCGAGGCAGGGGUCGAUCUACUCGCUGACGUUCGAUGAGUUCCAGAGCACGCUGGGGGGGAUGGGGGGCGGGCUCGGGAAGGAUUUUGGGUCCAUGAACAUGGACGAGCUGCUGCGGAGCAUCUGGACGGCGGAGGAGAGCCAGGCGAUGGCGUCGGCGUCGGGGGCCGGGGCCGGGCCGGGUGCGGCGGAGGGGGCGCUGCAGAGGCAGGGGUCGCUCACACUGCCGCGCACGCUCAGCGUCAAGACGGUGGACGAGGUAUGGCGGGACUUCGAGCGAGAGGCGUCGCCGGGGGCUGCUGGCGGCGGGGAGCAGCAGCAGCCCAGGCGGCAGCCAACGCUCGGGGAGAUGACACUGGAGGAGUUCCUGGUCAAGGCCGGGGUCGUCAGAGAGAAUCCCGCUGCUGCGGCGGCUAUGGUAGCCGCGGCCGCCGCUCCAGCCGUGGCUACGCGGUCGAUUCAGGCUGUCAACAAUAGCUCCAUCUUCUUCGGCAACUUCGGAGGCGCCAAUGAUGCCGCUGGUGCCGGCGUGAUGGGAUUCUCGCCGGUGGGGAUUGGGGAUCCGACCAUGGGGAAUGGGCUGAUGUCCGGCGCGGCAGGGAUGGGGGGUGGUGGGAUCACUGUUGCUUCGGUUGAUACAUCAGUUGGACCAAUGGAUUCAGUGGGCAGGGGGGAUGGGGACCUUUCAUCACCGAUGGCGCCGGUGCCGUACCCCUUUGAGGGGGUGAUAAGGGGGAGGAGGAGCGGUGGUAAUGUGGAGAAGGUGGUGGAGCGGCGGCAGAGGAGGAUGAUCAAGAACAGGGAGUCUGCAGCUAGAUCUCGUGCCAGGAAGCAGGCUUACACGAUGGAGUUGGAAGCUGAAGUUCAGAAACUCAAGGAACAAAACAUGGAACUGCAGAAGAAACAGGAGGAAAUGAUGGAAAUGCAGAAAAAUUUAUUCCCAGAAAUGCAGAAAAAUCAGGUCUCAGAAGUGGUCAACAAUCCGUACGGACAGAAGAAGCGUUGCCUAAGAAGAACAUUGACAGGUCCCUGGUAAAAUUUGUGUUAUUGAUGAUCGGAGCUUGACAAGACACAUCUCAUAUUUAACCUUAAAGAUCUUGUACAUAUUGUCAGGAUUUCGAAACUCGUAUCUCUGUUGUAAAAUUGAUGAUCAACAGAGUCGAGUGUACUAGUAGUGCUUAACAUGCCCUGUCAGCUUCAACCUACAGUUCUGCAUGUCUGUUAUCGUGCUCUAC
This is a messenger RNA of Oryza brachyantha (malo sina), 1563 nucleotides long. Its product is annotated as bZIP transcription factor TRAB1. Gene Ontology annotation, cellular component: nucleus. The record is from RefSeq and is a predicted model, not a curated record. The transcript is spliced from 4 exons. Bases 258 to 1364 code for a protein of 368 amino acids. Gene Ontology annotation, biological process: positive regulation of DNA-templated transcription. Gene Ontology annotation, molecular function: DNA-binding transcription factor activity. NCBI's taxonomy places the organism in Eukaryota, Viridiplantae, Streptophyta, Magnoliopsida, Poales, Poaceae.